This is a messenger RNA of Funneliformis geosporum, 783 nucleotides long. NCBI's taxonomy places the organism in Eukaryota, Fungi, Glomeromycota, Glomeromycetes, Glomerales, Glomeraceae. The record is from the annotation of a GenBank genome assembly.
AUGAGCGAACAGAUUCAAGAAAUAUUUUCAUUCAAUGAUAUCAACGUUGAUGAAUUUCAACCAAAUUUAUCAUCAUUCACCAACUUGGUCGUUGAUAAGAAGAAUUAUCCAAUUGUAAACUUACCAUUUCCUCCGUUAAUUGAACCAAAGGAUUUGAUUAUCAAGAAGAAAUCCUUACAAGAGAAUCCAGAUGGUAAACCAUCCAGAGCUCCCAAUGCUUUCAUAAUUUACCGCAAAGCAUUUGUUAAAGCCACACGUGACCAAGGAUAUAUGUUACCCAUGACACUUAUCUCGUCAAUGGCUUCUGCAUCUUGGGACCAAGAAAAUGUUGUGGUCAAAGAAGAAUACAAGAGAAUUGCCAAAGAGACUCACAAAUUAAUUAAAGAAAUGUACCCAAAGAAAUCCAAUCGAAGAAAGCGUAAAGAUAAAUGGAACCUCGUUUCUUUUCAAAAUAAAUCAUCCGAUAAUAAUAAAUUCGAUAGCAUUAUCACAGAAACAAGUCCGAUACAAACAAACGACGAAUAUUUAACAGAAGAAUUAAACAAUGUAAAUUUGCCAAAUUCUUUUCAAGAAUAUCUUAAUCAACCCAUAAAUGAUUUUUCGGAAAUGUAUUCUGAUUUAACAUUUGAUGGAUUAUUUGAUAUUUCUUCUUCUACAUCAAUAGACGAUUUAAAAGAACAUGUAACUUAUAAUAAUCCUCGGUCUUCCUCUUUGGAUAUGACAUUGGCUGAAGCUUUUUGCAUUAUAAAUUCGGAAAAUUUUGAUUUAGGAUUCGAAUUCUAA